Molecule: messenger RNA, 1083 nt
Organism: Daldinia loculata
Lineage: Eukaryota; Fungi; Ascomycota; Sordariomycetes; Xylariales; Hypoxylaceae
Exons: 4
Coding region: 254-721 (155 amino acids)
Source: RefSeq, a predicted model, not a curated record
UUGUACAUCAUCGUCGACAGUAGUAGAAACAGGUUUGCAUCACGGUCAUCGAGAUGAGACGCAUAAGUUGUCGAACUGUUCAAAUAGGGCCAUAUCCGCCGGUGGGUUUCUAUACAUUUUUAUAAUUGUUUUCACAUAUUAUUGAUCUAAAAUAAAUCUAUCUAUACAGUGUAGUAUCCAGCCUUUUCUACUAUAAUUACCAUAUACUCUUAACCAACUUAUAGACUUAUAACUCGAUUAAAAUAUUCUCAAAAUGCCUCUAUUUUCUAGCCGCAGGCCUGAGGAAGAAGUUGUGGAGGAGCCUCUCCCCGAGAAGACCGAGAAGAGACACUCACACGGUCUCUUCGGUUCCCGUCACCGGUCACCUUCUCCUGCCACCACUCGUAGUAGCACGACCAAUAGCUCAAGGAACUCAGACGUUUCAUCCCCUUCACGCCACCGAAGCGUGCUACAACGUACCUUCGGACAUGGUAACACUACCAACCCGGACAUCGACCCAUCAAUUGUCCAGGCCCGCGAGCGUGUCAUGCAGGCCGAGACGGCUGAGCGGGAUGCCGAUAGAGCUUUAGAGUCCGCCCGCAUCCGUGUUCGCGAAGCUAGGGCCGAUGUUAAGAGACUUGAGCUAGAGGCUGCCGAGGAAGCCCGACGGGCAAAGAUCAAGCAGUACCACGCCCGCGAAGUCUCGAAGCGGGGCAAGCAACUUGGCCGUCAUGAUGUUUGAGCUAUGACUCGAGCAUUGUAAAGAAGAAUAUAUGACGAAUGCUAUGUUGGAAUUAAGAGCUUGGUUGUUAAAAUGAUACCUAUUUCUUAUCUGUAUUAGUAUCACGAAGUAAGCGUCUUCGUGGCGCUGAAUGUCUGAUGAAUGUAUUGUAUUACGAAGUACGAGCAGCCGAUUAUAAUCGAAUACAUUAAUCCUCAUUUCAAUUUGAACAGUGCCAGUAAAGGAAUUCUUGUAGAGCAAAUGGGCCUACAUUACUCCCUGUAUGCUUAAGAUCACCAAAAUUGAAGUAAUAUUUAUUAUCACAUUCCUAGUACCGAUUUAGACCUAGCAAUUCCUUAUAUCCUUUCAUUCUAAGUAUUGUU